UAGGGAAAGAUGCGACACACUAUUCAUUGAGCCAUUCCCGCCCUGGUUGUCCGCUUCGGAGGCCUCUCCUCACUGUUGGAUUAUUAAUCAGACGGUGGACGCGAAAGAGAAACCCUCUCCCGACUUCCCGAGCCUCGCUAAUCCGCCCGCCGCUCUCUCCUCUCCUGCUCUGUUCAGCUCGGCUCGGCUCUGCUCUGCUCUGGGCUCCGGCCGCUUUCUUCUUCGUUGCCACCGCCGCUGCCGCUCCGAUCGGUGCUCUUCCCACGCCACAGCCCCCUCCGCCUCCAGAUUACGAUGGGUUCUGUUGGCACUGGAUUGCUGAAGGGCUUGAGGAGAGUCUUAGAGAAGCAAAGGAAACCAGUUGAUUUAUGCAGAACAUCACGAGCUUGGAGUUCUACAGUUUCUUUCUCCGAUAUUGAUGAGAAGGAUGACAUGGGUGAUGAUAGCGAUUUGAAAGAUUCAAGGAGAGAGUUAGAACCCCAAAGCGUGGACCCCAAGAAGGGCUGGGGAUUCCGUGGCGUUCAUAGGGCUAUAAUAUGUGGUAAAGUUGGACAAGCACCCGUGCAGAAAAUUUUACGUAAUGGGCGGACGAUUACUAUAUUUACUAUUGGAACUGGUGGCAUGUUUGACCAGCGGGUAAUUGGGUCUGCGGAUACACCAAAGCCGGCUCAGUGGCAUCGAAUAGCUGUUCAUAGCGAGCAUCUAGGUGCUUAUGCUGUUCAGAAGUUGGUGAAAAACUCUGCGGUAUAUAUCGAGGGUGAAAUCGAAACCAGGGUCUACAAUGACGGCAUUGAUGGUCAAGUCAGGAAUAUACCGGAGAUCUGUAUUAGGGGUGAUGGUAAGAUUCGACUGGUUAAAUCUGGGGAGAGUGCUGCUAGCAUAUCACUAGAUGAGCUGAGAGACGGAUUGUUCUAGUUACAGCUAUCAAUGUCAGCAUAAGCAGGUCGUAACUCAUAACUAGCGGCGAGUCAAUUUGGGAAUAAGGCGGCUGCUUUGUUGAAGCCGUGGAUGCUGAGAAAGAUGGAUAUCGUCACAUCUUCAACAUCGGCAGAAGUGGUUCGACUUACCGGUGGAUGCGCGUAAACCUGGGCUCGUGUGUUUUACCAUGCUGCGGGUGGUGAUCGAUGAACAGUUUUACCACGGUUGAUGGAUGAUAUGAUGUGUAGUACUGAAUGAUUGUUCAAGAUAGACAUGGUGGAACUGGAACGGCGUGGCAGAAGGUCCUGAGAGUCGUGCACUA
Molecule: messenger RNA, 1240 nt
Organism: Triticum aestivum (bread wheat)
Lineage: Eukaryota; Viridiplantae; Streptophyta; Magnoliopsida; Poales; Poaceae
Product: single-stranded DNA-binding protein, mitochondrial
Exons: 8
Coding region: 295-915 (206 amino acids)
Biological process (GO): mitochondrial DNA replication; positive regulation of helicase activity
Cellular component (GO): mitochondrial nucleoid
Molecular function (GO): single-stranded DNA binding
Source: RefSeq, a predicted model, not a curated record